AUGCAGAAGUACGAAGACAACCAGGACCUGACUGAUUUCCUUCUGGCACUGGAGAAAUGCGCGGACGUGCCCGCCGGAUGCCUUUCAACUAUUAAGAAACAUCUGACUCCAGUCGCAGAGGAACCCCGCCGGAUCCUCGACUUGAAGAAAUUGGUGACGGACGAACUUCUUGUCAUCGACUUUAACCUCCAGAUGAAGAUUUGCAAAGAGUUGGUCACAUACCUGAGGUCCUCCGCCUACGGCUCCGUGUUGGAGAAAAGAGUUCACCAGGAAGUGGAAACCAGGUGGAACACGGUCCACAAAAUGCUUGAAUCUGUGCACCGCAACUUUGAGGGGAUUCAACGUGUUCUGAAGGAAAUUAAACAGGAGGAGAGAAUCAAGGACAUCGACCGUAGGCUGGUGGAAUGGUUGAUGAACUUCUUGCAGCCCUUCAAGGACGAAACUAAGAAUGUCGAAGGGAACGACUACCGUACUCUCCCUCUCGUCCUUCUUGCCAAGUGCAACCUGGACUUUGCCUUGGAGCCGGCACUGCUAGAUACUCCUGCUCAGGCUGCGCUGCGGAAUAGGGCAGCGCAGUUUAAAGUGACCAUGUAGCACAAGAUCGCGACAUUUCUUGUCCCAAAGUUCAGAAAGCUGCAGAUGAUCAGCGCGGAAGAGAUAGAAGAGGUGAGUUUUAUCUGCUAUUUCACUUACUUUAAUCUAUUUUAUGCUAAUUAUUUGUUUAUUCCAGGUACAUGAUGCUGUUCGGCAGAUCCUGGAUCAGGAUUUUUCGGCCUUCCAGCGGAAUGUCACCGAGUCCCAGGAGCAAGAAGAGCAGCCGGCUGCUGGGUCGCCCGCAAAGAGGCGCAGGGUCGACACGGGGUACGAGAGGUGGGCCGAGAAGCCUGACGAGGAGGCCGAAGAGGAGGACGAGCUGACGUACUAUAUCAAGUGGGGGCCGCCAACUAUCGGCGUGGCCUCUAAUUUGUUCGAGUAUUGGAAGCAAGAAGUAAGUUUUCCCUUUACUAUAUUUAUAUAGUAUAUAGUAAUUUUCAGGACCACAUUUCAAUCACAUCUGAUAAAAACAUCGACAAAUUUCUGAUGUUUGAUUUUGUUUUGUCAUCGGACAGAUGUUUUAUUUCUCACUGGAUACAUCCCGAGAGUAAUCUACUUUUCUUUUCCUUACUCGAUUCCCCUGUAGAAAUGUAAUUCAUCAACUACUAUUUGCUAUGUUGAUGUUUAACUUGGUGCAAAUAGCUACCAGGGCUGGCAAAAAGAAUUAAAUCUUAUUUUAAAAUUAGCCCUUGCGAGAGCAAAAUAUUUUGCCCGGACAAACUAUUUUGCCCUAGGGCAAAAUCAUAAAGCCCUUUCGAAAUUGGUCCUCAAAGGGCUAAACCUUAUAAUAAUAAUUUUACCCU
Messenger RNA from Frankliniella occidentalis (western flower thrips), 1397 nucleotides. RefSeq lists its product as uncharacterized. The record is from RefSeq and is a predicted model, not a curated record. Lineage: Eukaryota; Metazoa; Arthropoda; Insecta; Thysanoptera; Thripidae. The coding region runs from base 1 to 594 and encodes 197 amino acids. The transcript has 4 exons.